This is a messenger RNA of Camellia sinensis, 915 nucleotides long. RefSeq names its product protein FAR1-RELATED SEQUENCE 5-like. Gene Ontology annotation, biological process: regulation of DNA-templated transcription. NCBI's taxonomy places the organism in Eukaryota, Viridiplantae, Streptophyta, Magnoliopsida, Ericales, Theaceae. Gene Ontology annotation, molecular function: zinc ion binding. The record is from RefSeq and is a predicted model, not a curated record.
AUGGCUAAGGUCAUACCUAUUGUCAUGCCCAACACAAAAUACCUUUGCACUUGGCAUUUGAUGCAAAAUGUAUUAAGGCAUGCAAAUUCUAUCUUCAAGGAUAAAGAGGUGAAGGGUAAGGGGAUGAAAAGUUUUUUAUCCAAAUUUAUGUGCGACAUUGAGGAUGAGGAUGAUUUUACGUUAAAAUGGGAGGAAAUGCUUGACAAGUAUGAAGUGCGAGAUAAUCAUUGGUUGAAGUUAACAUUUGGGGUCAAGGAAAAAUGGGGUUGGCUAUAUGUUAGAAAUGCAUGGGGUGCGGGCAUGAGUAGCACCCAACUUAGUAAAUCUUUUAAUGCAUUCUUGAAGGAUUUCAUUCCAUCUGAUCAUAACUUAAUGCAAUUUUUCAUACAUUUUGAUCGAGUUCUUUGUGAGAAGAGGUACAAAGAGUUACAAGCCGAAUAUGCUCCAUGCCAAAAGUUGCCAAGGGUGAAUAUUAAAGUGAAGAUUAUGGAGCAAGCUACAGAUGUUCACACAAAUAAAAUUUAUGAAGAAUUUCAAGAUGAGUAUGUCAAGUCCCUUGAAGUAAACAUUGAAGAAACUAAACAUGAUAGUGAGAGUAUCGUUUAUACGGUUCUUGAUAGUGAUGGUGUAAAGGUGAGGAAGAUGAGAGUGGAGUGUGAUGGUUCAUUCACUUGCAAUUGUAGGAAGUUUGAAUUGAAAGGCAUUUUGUGUAGUCAUUGUUUGAAAAUCCUUAGAGACACCUUCAAAUUCAAAAAGAUUCAUUCCCAAUAUAUUCUCAAGAGAUGGACUAAAAAAGCAAGAGCUGAAAAUGUGAAAGAUAGAUGUGGGCAUGAUAUUAAGGUUGAUGUACUACAUGAACAUGGGCAUGGUCGUGGGCGUGGGCGUGGGCGUGUGGAUCACACGUCAAUAUCUUAG